Trametes versicolor FP-101664 SS1 is the source of this 1350-nucleotide messenger RNA. RefSeq names its product DUF159-domain-containing protein. Gene Ontology annotation, molecular function: single-stranded DNA binding. The record is from RefSeq and is a predicted model, not a curated record. The transcript is spliced from 9 exons. Gene Ontology annotation, biological process: DNA damage response. The annotation marks the transcript as partial. Lineage: Eukaryota; Fungi; Basidiomycota; Agaricomycetes; Polyporales; Polyporaceae.
CAGCGCCGUUGGGACGCCCUGCGACCCUCCAGAGUCGUAAACAUGUGCGGGCGAUUUUCGCUGGGCGUUCCCCACGACGAGAUCGAACAGCUACACGGAUACAACGUCCAUGUCGGUGAAUGGGUUGGCCGCGCCAACUUCGUCCCCAGGCAUAACGUUGCACCUCGCUCACAAGCCCCUGUGAUCCGCCGACGGGAUGAUGAAGGGAGCUCAGGCCCCGCAGCAGGACCCUCGCGCUCCCAAGGCCAAUCCGCCGAGGACGAUACUACCACAAAACCCCAUAUGUUGGAGACGAAUGCGUCUGCCUCGCCGUCACCUACGCAAGCAUCUCAUGCCCAACGAGAGGCUGGGGCCACGUCCUCGCAACCAGACGACGCUAUGAUCCUGCACACGAUGAAAUGGGGACUCGUCCCGCACUUCAACAAACACGAGGACAAGUCGCUUAACACGAUCAACGCGCGGAGCGAGGCGCUUGUCGAAGGCCAUAGCGGUAUGUGGGCGAGCAUCAAGGGGAAGAAACGCUGCGCUGUGGUCUGCGAAGGGUACUACGAAUGGCUGAAGAAGGGCAAGGAGCGGUUACCCCACUUCACGAAGCAUAAGGACGGUAGACUUAUGCUCCUCGCCGGGCUCUGGGACUGUGCCGUGCUCGAAGGCAGUACGGAACCGCUGUGGACGUUCACUAUCGUCACAACGGACGCGUGUAAGGAGUUUAGUUGGUUGCACGAUCGCCAGCCGGUCAUCCUUCCCGACGAGGCCGCGCUCGCUACAUGGCUCGACACAUCCCCCGGGAAGUGGACCCCGGAGCUGACGAAACUCUGCGAGCCGUACCACUCGUCUGCGGAUCAUCCUCUCGUGUGCUACCAGGUGCCAAAGGAAGUCGGCAAGAUAGGCACCGAGUCGCCUACAUUCAUACAACCAGUCCAAGACCGCAAGGACGGCAUCCAGGCCAUGUUUGCCAAGCAGCAGAAGCAACAAUCCCAACCCACGGCGUCGAGUACGGAUCCCACGCCCGCCAGACGCCAGAAGCGCAGCGCAUCCCCUGCAGACCUCAAAUCGACCGCCACAGCAGGCGGGAGUGUAACGAAGAAGCCGAAGGUGGAGAAACUGAAUACGUGGGAAGAUGAUUCGGAUAUCGAGUACGUCGACGAUCCACCAACAGCUGGGCAUGGUAGGACCGAUGUCGAGGACCACAAGCAAUCCGCAACGUCCUCCUCAACACGAGGCAAUAAUCAUCCUGCGAAGGAUGCUCAUAGCGAGCCUACUCCGCCCAAGGUACGCAACGCGGGGUUCAACAAAACGCCGAAGCCAUCAACACCACGUAAAUCCAAAACCGCUCAGCAGACAGACUCU